Molecule: messenger RNA, 942 nt
Organism: Suillus subalutaceus
Lineage: Eukaryota; Fungi; Basidiomycota; Agaricomycetes; Boletales; Suillaceae
Exons: 5
Coding region: 45-758 (237 amino acids)
Biological process (GO): peptidyl-proline hydroxylation to 4-hydroxy-L-proline
Cellular component (GO): endoplasmic reticulum
Molecular function (GO): iron ion binding; procollagen-proline 4-dioxygenase activity; L-ascorbic acid binding
Source: RefSeq, a predicted model, not a curated record
UGUCUCCUUCAAAUCUCCAUUUCUGAGAGUUCUGGGCGCCUAACAUGCCAAAGAAAUCAAAAGCAUCAAAGGAUAUUGUCCAACCAUCACAUAAGUCUGCAGUGUCGCCAGCUCUUACGUUUCCAGACAUCUUGCAGAAAGAAGCUCUCGAAUGUCGCGUACUGCUGGAAGACCAGAUUAUCCUUAUAGAUGAGUUUCUUUCUGUUGAAGAAUGUAAACGCUUUGUGAAGUUUAUCGACAACGCCCCAUUGGAGUUAACACCUCCAAAGAAGAAGGGGGAGGCUGAGAGGGUCAAUUUUCGUUUUUCUGUGACCUCUGUUUUCUUUGCUCAGAAGUUACAUUCCCUUCUGUUGCCACAUCUCCCAUCUUUCCCUCCUCCGACUUCAGCCAGGCGUCGCCCUCCCCUUGACGAAAAGCGCUCACCUCACUCAUGCAACUCAAAUAUUCGCAUGUACAAAUACACGCCAUCCCAGUACUUUGGUCCCCACUAUGACGAUUCUGUCCGUGACCCAGAGACGGAAGCAAAAUCUGAAUGGACAGUGCUUGUUUACCUAACUGGAAUCGAGGAUGGAGUUGAAGGCGGUGAGACACUAUUCUACAAGGAUGAGCGGGGGAAAGCACGCGAAACCAUUGUAGCACCUCUAACGCGUGGAACUGUUCUCCUCCAUCGCCACGGAAAUGAAUGCUUACUUCACGAGGGUUCGCUAGUCCGCAAUGGCACUAAGUACAUCCUCCGCUCAGAUCUCAUGUUCAUGUAAUGAUUAUCACGAUCGCCAUAUUGUAAUCGCGAUCUCUGGUAAUCAGGGCUAGGGCUUGGUUGGAUGGUUGGACUUGCAGUUCACUUGUUAACUUUAGACCAAGCUUUAGUCAGCUCUACAUUCGACUUGCGAAUCUUGCAUUGAGAACACAAAAUAGGAGGAACACGACACCCUCAACACUUAA